AUGGAUAGCCCGUCCCAGGUUCCCGAAGCGAUGAACGACUGUUCUCAUUUGAACAUCCCCUCUCCGGAAAUGGCGCGAACAUUCCAGCUAGUUCACAGCAAGCACGAGGGUACGGAAUCGGAUUGUCGUGGUAAUCGUCCCGAAUGGAUUGACGACCGACUGACAAAAGGACAGUGGAUCAGCUGUGAAUGA
Messenger RNA from Opisthorchis viverrini, 192 nucleotides. RefSeq lists its product as hypothetical. NCBI's taxonomy places the organism in Eukaryota, Metazoa, Platyhelminthes, Trematoda, Opisthorchiida, Opisthorchiidae. The record is from RefSeq and is a predicted model, not a curated record. The transcript has a single exon. Bases 1 to 192 code for a protein of 63 amino acids.